AUGCAUUCCAAAGCCGCCGAUUCAGGCUUUUCCGUGGAGGCAUCGGAUUUGAGCCCAGAGAAAGCCAGGGACGUAUCGAGGACUGCCCGCGAUGGAGUUUGCCUUGUCCCGCAGCCGAGCGCUUCUCCCGAUGAUCCAUUGAAUUGGUCUCUCACGAAGAAGAAUGUCAUCUUCGGUACAGUGUGCCUGGCAUCCUUUGCCGGCGUCGCUUCUGUCAAUGUCCACCAACUUGCCUAUAUCAGACAGGCAAGCUACUAUCAUAAAUCUCCAGUGGAGCUGUCCUAUUCCAUCGCUGCCGGUGUCGCAGGCCAGAUGGGUGGGCCCCUUCUCUUUGUACCGCUCUCGUCCAUCAUCGGUCGAUCUUCACUCAUCUUUUGGUCUUUGUUCGGUUCGCUGGCAUCCAAUAUCUGGGCCCCGUUAAUGACUGGACCUAAUGACUAUAUUCCUUUCGUCAUGUCACGAAUGCUGGCCGGACUUUUCGGAAGUGUUCCUCCAAUCUUGGCAACCGGUUUGAUAAUGGACCUCUACUUUCUCCAUCAAAGGGGCAAAGCAUUUACCGUGCUCGAGGUUUCUCUUCUUGCUGGGGCGGUGGCUGCGCCUGUCUUCGGUGGCUUUAUCGCCGAUACCAAGCCUUGGCCCAAUGUUUUUUGGUGGCUAGUCGCAGUUAUUGCGGUCUCGAUCCCUCUAGCAUUCUUCUUCUUGGAAGAGACGGCUUUCCGAAGGAAUGAAGAGUCUGAGCCUCUUCCUCAGCGCCCGAGUUCGUUCAUGUCGAACAGGAUUGCGACGUUCUUUCCCGGGACUGCUGUUGUACCCCGGACGACAUUCGCCCAUGUAGCCAACCGCUACAUUACGCCGCUCAAGAUUGGCUUGUCGCCAGUCACCAUGAUCGUCGGUUUCUUCGUUGUUUGCAUCUACGGAUUCGCUGUAGGGUUAGGAAUAGUGGUCUCAAUCUUUCUGCAAACGCCAGAAAUGGUGGGAGGCUAUGGCUUCACGCCUAAUCAGAACGCAGAAUUCAACUUUUCCCAGUGGGCCGGCCUCGUUCUAUGUCAGAUUUGCGGCGCUUUCCUCAAUGACAGGGUCCCGCUAUCGAUAUCUCGUCGCAGGGGCGGUGCCUGGCAUCUCGAGUACCGCCUUUAUCCGAUCUUCCUAGUCGCAGCCGCUUCUCCCAUAGGUUUUGGAAUAUUCGGAGCCGGUAUUGAGUAUCAUCUUCACUACAUGGUCCUGGCUCUCGGCACAUUUCUCGUCAUCUUCGGCGCAUGUUACAGUACUCCCAUAUCUGUGAACUAUAUCAUCGAGUGUUUCAAGACCUCGCCGCUCGAGGUCGCCGUCAUUAUGAAUGUUUAUCGACAGAUUUUGGCCCUUGCUUUACCAUUCUUCCUCUUCCCUUGGGAGGGUGCCGUGAGUGCUGGCUGGCUUUUCGGGAUGAUGGCGUUCUUCUGCGUCUUCGCCACGAUGCUCUUGGGUGUGGUGGUUUGGAAGGGGCCAGCUCUACGACGUUGGAACUUGGAGAAAGAUGCUACGGAGGAUGGAAUCAAGAUCAUCAGCUCAGACCGGUCGUCGGAUACGUCGCUUAACAAUUAA
Letharia columbiana is the source of this 1581-nucleotide messenger RNA. RefSeq lists its product as uncharacterized. Gene Ontology annotation, molecular function: transmembrane transporter activity. Lineage: Eukaryota; Fungi; Ascomycota; Lecanoromycetes; Lecanorales; Parmeliaceae. The record is from RefSeq and is a predicted model, not a curated record. Gene Ontology annotation, biological process: transmembrane transport. The coding region runs from base 1 to 1581 and encodes 526 amino acids. The transcript has 9 exons.